Molecule: messenger RNA, 4284 nt
Organism: Suillus subalutaceus
Lineage: Eukaryota; Fungi; Basidiomycota; Agaricomycetes; Boletales; Suillaceae
Exons: 9
Coding region: 104-4153 (1349 amino acids)
Source: RefSeq, a predicted model, not a curated record
GCCGAUGCUGCUUGUAUGAAGACCGUCAGCGCGUCACAUCUGAAUUUCUGAAGGUACUUCACAUCAACUAUCAGAUCGUUGGCCCAAUUACGCGCUUUUCAUCAUGGUUGCAAGCGACAAUGAGGAAACAGCACAAGAUGUCCAUACUUCCUCCCUCCCGUACUUGCGGUCUCCUCUGCCUUCGAUGAAUUCUAAAAUCCCACCUCUAUCGGUGAAUGACAAAUCAAGUACACAAGUAAAGGACAAACAAACUAUCGGGACACCUCUUUCGUCGGUGGUGGAGCUAUGCGGGAACACGGCCCAGCUGGACGCUCACAGGCCUCUCCCGUCCGUCACAGGACUGUCGCCUGCUUCGGAAUCUGUCCAAAUUACUACAACUGAACACUCGCCUGCUGUCGUGCCGUCUGGUACAGACGUUACGAUCCGACUCCAGACCGAACUGCUAGCUACCGCCGACGAACUGUACCGCAAGGAUAUAGAUGGUCACGGUGAAGGACGCGCAGGGAAGGCUCCUGAGCGGAUUUCAGUAAUGCCGCUACCGCCAUUUUCAAAGCGCUUCCCUAAGGCAAAUACGCAAGAGUUGACAGAUGAGGAUUAUUGGUCUUCGUUUCCGCCACACAUAAAAAACUUUGCGCAAAAAAUGUACAAUAUUGCGCAACAGAUGGUACAGUCCGAUGCCGUGCUGAAGACUGGAUUCAGCGCGACUGAAGCUACCACGAUAACUGCGAGGGCCAGCAUGGACGUUCCAGGGUGUCCUCCAGGAACGUAUCCGUCGCUACCUUUUGAUCCAUCAAUUUUCUCUGAUCCCGAGUUCACGUUAUCGGUAGACCGAGCAACAGCUGCUCUGGGGACUACUUUGCCAUCACCUGGCCAAUCGCACCUUCCUGAGUUCGGUCAAGAGGAGUUUAUCGAGGAUGACUACAGCGAAGAUGGUGAUGCUGUAGACGGCGACAUUGAGGAUCAAGACCUCGAUGAGAACGAUUCUGAUCUGCAGCCACAAUCAACAUCAGUUCCGCACGCGCCACAUUUCCAUGGAUCGCUGCCUGCGACCUUUGCGCAGGUAGUUCUGAGCUACGAGGAAACGGUUUUGCGAAGUGGGCCGCUUUCGACUGACUUCAGAACUAAGUUAUCAAUGCCUGCUAUGCCAAUGCUAGCGGCGCCUGUUGAGGAAUUGGUAUUUCAUAAGAAAAACAAGAAAGUCUCUAUGAAAGUGCCGGCGGUUAGCGCCGAAAGUCCGGUAGUGCCGGGACAGGGAGUGGGAAAGGGAGGUGCGGCACCGGGAUCGGCGCUGGAAAAGGGUAGUGGAAGGACCGGUGGAGAAUUGAGGAAGCGCUCACUGCCUCUCACCGCCAACGCCAUGCCUGCAGCACGAGCAGCGACAAAAGAAAAUAUAUCUUCCAAUCCUCCACCGAGCUCCCGUGCACAGGGAAAACAGCCUAUGUCGUAUGCACCGCCAACAACGACAGCCACAGCGACGACGACGACUACCCCAACAACGGCCACGGCCACUGUCAAUGGCCAGCAACCAACAAGAACGGCUCGUGCGGCAUCAAAGGCACCGAUUCCUGCGCACGCCUACCAGCAUAAUCAUUCUCAUCAUCAUCCAUCGCCUCCAUCAUCUAAUGCAUCCGUGCCACAGAAACAUCGUCCUCCGGCAACCGCUGCUCCAGGUAAAUCCUCUCAGAACAACUCCAAGAUCUGGAGUACUAGCUCGACAGAGGAGCGUGAGGACGAGCGUCGCAAUUUGGUCAAGAUCGAGAAGGAUACUGUUCUCCGGAAGAUGAAAGAGCAGCAGAAGCACAGUUGCAGUUGUGCUGUCUGCGGCAGGAAGCGACAUGCGAUCGAGGAAGAGCUUGAGGUACUGUACGAUGCUUAUUACGAGGAGCUAGAACAGUACGCGAACUACCAGCAGCGCUAUGUCUCCUCUGGUGGCACCAUACCUCCUCCCCCUGGGCCAGGUCCAUUUCCCGGUAGCGUCGAACUCGAUAAGAACGGUGCUGUUAUCGGUCAUCCCCCAAAUAAAGUUUCCCAUAAUCCCCCGCCAUCUAAUAGAACACCAGCCCUGACGAACGGCCGAAAACCUCCGAAACAUGAAAAGGAGGAGUAUGAAGAAGACGAGGAAGAGGAGGAGGAGGAUGAAGAUCCGGAAGAGGAGGAAGAAGAAGUAAAACCACGAGAUCGACGUAAUCCCGGUGUUCGCGGACGAAGGCCUGUGAAUAACGCGAAGGUUAAUGGUCGCGACGGUCUGUUCAACCUUGGGAGUAGUUUGACUGUAACUGAGAUGAUGGAGCAACUUGCUGAGCGUCGAAUGCAGCGAGAAGAGGAAGCGGCUGCUGAUGUUGAAGAUGACAGUGAUGAAGAGGACGAUGAGGAAGGUGAGGACGAUGAUGACGACGAUGAUGAAGAGGAAGAGGACGAUGACGACGACGACGAUGAGGAGGAGGUGAUGACCGAGGAGCAGAAGAUGGAGGAGGGCAAGCGGAUGUUCUCCAUUUUCGCUGCUCGGAUGUUUGAACAGCGUGUCCUUCAAGCGUUUCGAGAAAAAGUUGCACAGGAACGUCAAAUGCAGCUUCUGCGCGAACUUGAGGAUGAGGACAAGCUCACAAAGGAGCGAGAGGCGAAGAAGCAAACUCAGAACCAGAAGAAGAAAGCUAAGAAAAUACUUCAAAAACAAGCCCGCGACGAAGAGCGAGCUGCCAAAGCAGCCGAGAAGGCUGCAGAGGAGGCCGCUGCAAAGGCUAAGCAAACAGCUCAAGAGGACGCGCAGCGGAAGAAACGCGAAGAAGAACGUGCUCGUCGUGAAGCUGCUCGGAAAGCUGCAGACGAAGAGAAACAACGUAAAGAGGAGGAGCGUCGUAAACGCAUUGCGGAGGAAAAGGAGCGAGAGGCCGAGCGGGAACGUAAACGCAAGGAAAAGGAAGAGAGGGUCAAGCAGGAGCGCCGUGAUCGGGAAGAAAAGGAGCGCAAGGCCAAGGAGGAGAGGGAUGCCAAGGCAACUGCUGAAAAGGCUGCCCGAGACGCCGCCCGAAAGGAGCAACAAGAGAAGGAUGAACGCGAGAGAAAGCUUGCCAAAGAAAGGGAGGAGAAGGAGAAAGCGGAAAAGGAACGGGUUGCCCAGCAGCAACGAGCUGGCAAGCAUACCCGUCCAUCAACCUCUCCCCGUCCUCCAGGCUCUACGCAACGCACUCAGAGUAACAACGGACCAUCUAAGAAAAUUCUCAGCAAGCCCAUCCCCAUCACCCCCACCUCGUCCGGAAGUACGCCACGGUCGUCGCUGCAGCAGACCCCACAGCAGCCGCAACGUCCCGUGUUGUCUAAUUCUCAACCCGCAACUCCUGUGGCACCCUCCGUGCAAAAUCAUUUUCCUCCGCCCACCACUCCUCAUUAUCCUGUCGCUCCUAGCAUGAUGCCUCCACUUCCCGGUGCGUUGUCCCCUCGCCUACCCUUUGCGCAACCUCCACCUCCAUUUGGACUGUUCGGUCCAGGACCAUCAAUGCCACCUCCAGGACCUCCUCCGAACCUCGGUCCAUCUGCCCUUCCUCGCAAUUUCGGCUCGCCUACUUCCUUCGAAUCAGGCUUUAGCCGUCCUUUGGCUCCGACAAUACCCAUUGGACCGCCUUCGAAAGUUUCGCAGAAUCUUCUUGGUUCACCAACCAUACUGGCACCAGGGCCUCCGAAGCGAACGUCUAUACCGGACCCGGGGCCUGUUGCACGGCCGGUUUCUAUUGUUCCAAUAGCACCACCUGCACCUAUCGCGCCCCCCGCACCCAUUGCAAGGCCAAUGACAGGGGAGACAUCUGGGUCAGGCUCAGGUUCUCCUAGUCGUCGCUCUCCAAGUCCGAAGGGUAUCCUUGGAUCUUCUGCUCUUGCAGCUGAUGAUGAUGAGGUCGUUCCUCCGCCAGGACGGCGCAUUGCGCCGGGUGCAGUGGGCCAGUCGUGGGGUGCUAAUACCAGUCCACGGGCCGUCGUUGGAGAUAACCGGCCUCCUUGGGGCGCACCCGCGCCCCCAGGGUUUGGCUCGCCUCGUCCUCCAAUCGGACCUUCAUUGUGGGGAAGUGUGAACCCCACAUCUGAUUGGCAGGCACCUGGAACAUUCUUUCCGAAUUCUUUCGUGAACCAUAUUAACUCAUCCCCGCCCCCUCACACAGGUUAACUUGGAUAUGGCGGGUAGCUAGUCUUUCGUUUUGAUUCCUCUUGAUACGCUCCCUAGUGCUCUUCUCUUUUGCUCUAUUUGCAUCAAUGUUUGCGAUCAAACAAGGAGAAAUACAUUAUAAAAAGAUGUCA